Molecule: messenger RNA, 839 nt
Organism: Drosophila subobscura
Lineage: Eukaryota; Metazoa; Arthropoda; Insecta; Diptera; Drosophilidae
Gene: Gem2
Product: protein Gemin2
Exons: 2
Coding region: 48-785 (245 amino acids)
Biological process (GO): spliceosomal complex assembly; spliceosomal snRNP assembly
Cellular component (GO): SMN complex; nucleus; spliceosomal complex
Source: RefSeq, a predicted model, not a curated record
UUAAUUUUAUAAACAAUGCAACAAAAUUGAAUUGAAGUGGCAAAACCAUGGAUCACGACGCAGAUGAACAAUCUUUCCAGCUACAGGCGUUGGAGAUACGCGAGCCAGAUGCCGGUUUCGAUCCCCAGCUGCCACCACAGACCGGCGAGGAGUAUCUGAUGCACAUGGCCUACGAACGCAAACGCUGCCCCGCUGUGGUGACCAAACGCUCAUCCAAGAUUAAGAAAGAUGUCUCCGACAGAGGCCAGGAGAUGCUGGAAAGUAUGCCACUGCCGCCACACAAGUGCCUGCUGCCGACGCCAGAGUGGCGCGAUGAGCAGACAAAGAGUUUCCAGGCAGCCCGCUCCCAGGUGCUGGAAAUGCGGGAGGAACUGACUGCCCACAACUACGACCAAUCUGCAGAGCCCCCACUCACCACGGACACUGAGAAGUGGCAGGAAUUCUGUCGCGAGAGGCAGCCACUGCUCAGCACCCUGUUGCACCUGAGCCAAAGCGACUUGGAGCAGCUGCUGGAGAUGCUCAGCCAGUGGCUGCAGGCCGAAGAACCCGUGGACUUGCUCAUCAAGGAUGUCUGGCUGGGCCGUUGGCUCUACGCCACUCUCGUCUGUCUGCAUCUGCCGCUGGAGCCGUUUGUGUACAGCACACUGCGCGGCAUAGCGCGCUCCUGCAUCCAGCUGAGGAACGCCCUGUCCGAGCAGGAGGUGAAGCGAGCAGCGCCCUACAAUCUAAUCAUAACACUGAUUGUCCAGGUCUUUGCCCAGUCCGAUCUGGAGGCGUAUCUGUAAGAGUUUUGUAUCCCCUUAAUGUAGAUUAUAGAAACACUUUCGUGUGCCGUGUAA